This is a messenger RNA of Candidula unifasciata, 1845 nucleotides long. The record is from the annotation of a GenBank genome assembly. NCBI's taxonomy places the organism in Eukaryota, Metazoa, Mollusca, Gastropoda, Stylommatophora, Geomitridae.
AUGUCCAUUGCUGUUGCUGUACGCUAUGGAAGGAUUACUCUGGGUCAUGUUCGAAGUCUGUCAUAUGCCAGCGUUCACCAUACAAAGUUCCUGGAGCUGGUUCAAGGCCUAGUAUCACCAAGCCCUCCUGCAGUGGCAGUAGUGUUUCCCAGAUGUAUGUCAACUAGCAGCAGUGGGUCCAGUAAUAGUGGAGAUAAUGUCUCGGAUGGGGGAGACAAGGCAAGCAGUGCCAGUGCUGGCGGCAGUGGCAAAGGAGAUGAUAAGGGUAGAGGCGGCAAGAAAGGAUCUAAUCAGCUGCGCUGCCCUAAGUGUGGAGACCCAUGCACACAUGUGGAGACUUUUGUUUCAUCAACUCGCUUUGUGAAGUGUGAGAAGUGCCAUCACUUUUUUGUGGUACUGUCUGAGACAGACUCCAAAAAAAGUUUCCGGGAAAUUCGAGAAGAAAAGGUCACCCAGAAAAAGAGAGCCCCACCACCUCCAAGAAAGAUUUAUGAAUUUUUAGACCGAUAUGUGGUUGGCCAAGAUCAUGCAAAGAAGGUCCUGUCCGUGGCUGUGUACAACCACUACAAGAGAAUCUUUCAUAACCUACCGGCAUUAGCCAGCAGUCAAAAACAACCAGACACGUCCACUUCCCAGACUGGACAGCAUUAUCCUCACACAUUCUCUCCCCGGGAUAUGCUGCAGAUUGCUGUUACAGGACCCCUGGGUCCUAAUCUUGGUGGUCAGCAGUCGCAGACAAACAGCCCUGGAGAGGAAGCCAAGAAAUCUGACAUUCUAGAAAGUCAUUCUCAGGAGCUGCAGCUGGAGAAAAGUAACAUUUUAAUGCUGGGACCAACAGGAUCAGGCAAGACACUGCUUGCACAGACAUUGGCCAAAUGCCUAGAUGUUCCUUUUGCUAUCUGUGACUGCACAACACUCACACAGGCUGGCUAUGUGGGAGAAGAUAUAGAGAGUGUUAUAGCCAAGCUUCUGCAAGAUGCUAAUUAUAACAUAGAAAAAGCUCAACAAGGCAUUGUGUUCUUAGAUGAAGUUGACAAAAUUGGCUCUGUCCCGGGUAUUCACCAACUUCGGGAUGUAGGAGGGGAAGGUGUUCAACAAGGUAUGCUUAAAAUGCUGGAAGGUACCAUUGUGAAUGUGCCUGAAAGGAACUCUCGUAAACUGAGAGGUGAAACGGUACAAGUUGACACAACUAACAUCCUGUUUGUGGCAUCUGGAGCAUUUAAUGGGCUGGACCGAAUCAUCAUGCGUCGUAAGAAUGAGAAGUAUCUUGGAUUUGGAAUUCAGAAAUCAGCUAGCGAGGGUCGGCGUGCAGCUGCAGAAGCUGAUGUUAAAAGCCAGUCAGAAAGUUCCAAUGCAGCACAGGAUAAUGAAGAAAAAGAUGCUCUUUUGAGGCAGGUUGAAGCCAGAGAUAUGAUUGAAUUUGGAAUGAUACCUGAGUUUGUUGGUCGCCUGCCUGUGGUGGUUCCAUUUCAUAGUCUGUCUGAAGAUAUGCUUGUGAGAAUUUUGGUGGAGCCUCGCAAUGCCCUUAUACCACAGUACCAGACACUGUUUGCAAUGGACAAGGCUAAUCUGAUUGUAAAUGAUGAUGCUAGAAGAGCAAUUGCCAGGCUUGCUUUAGAGAGAAAAACUGGAGCUCGAGGUCUUCGAGCCAUCAUGGAAACCAUACUGCUAGAUUCUAUGUUUGAAGUACCUGGAUCUGACAUUUCCACCGUGCUUAUCAAUGAGAAGGUUGUUAAAGGAGAUGAACCUCCAGCUUACAUCCGGACAGCUAAAGUUUCCAAGUCUGAGACCUCUCGGGACACCAGCUGUGAGGAUGAGGAGGACAUGAAGAUCAGGCAGUCGUGA